CUUAGAACAAGUUUCUGCCAUCAAAACAGCUUAAGCGAACUGCCUCUCCUUUUGUGAAUAUUUCCUGAGACUAAAUAAUAAAGUUUGCACAAGAUCAAUGUGGAUGUUAGAAUUCAAAGCUGGAAGAUGAUGACAGCGAGGAAUAACCGUAAAGCAUUGGUAUUUUUCUGGACUCUGAUUCUGUGUUGUCCUUCAUUUACCUAUGCUGCUCUGAAUUGGGAGGUACAGCGAUAUGAUGGAUGGUACAAUAAUCUUGCCCAUCACAGCAGAGGGACAGUAGACACCCCCUUUGUUCGCCUGCUGCCAGCUCGUUAUGCUGAUGGAGUUUACGAAGUUUUCCGAGAACCAGAAUUACCAAAUGCUCGCAUGAUCAGCAAUGUGGCAAUGCAAGGGAAGUCGGGAAUACCAUGUUCCAAAAACCGAACUGUCCUGUUUGUCUACUUUGGGUUUCACGUCUUUGAUGAAAUUUUGGAAGCGGUUGGAAAUGGAUGCCCUGCUGAAUUUCUUAACAUUCAGGUUCCUUCUGGAGACCCAGUUUUUGAUCCCAAUAGCACAGGGAGGGUGGAGCUUCCAUUUCAGCGCUCUCGAUGGACAACCAAGUCAGGACAAAGUCCAAACUACCCCCGAGUGCAGAUAAACCAUGUCACCACCUGGAUCGACGGAAGUUCUAUCUACGGAUCAUCACAUUCUUGGAGUGAUGCCCUGCGCACCUUCUCUGAUGGACGUCUGGCUUCUGGCCUAGACCCACAGCUGCCGAGGCAAAGUGAUGGAUUGAUUCGUUUGUGGAAAUUUGCAGAUCCUGCAACCAAACAACAUGGAGUUCAGGGACUUUAUGAUUUUGGAAAUGCAAAAGCAAAUGAGAGUCCAUUCCACCAAGCAGAGAACAUCAUUUGGUUUCGAUACCACAACUAUUUAGCUUCCAAACUCCAAGAGCAAAAUCCCACAUGGACAGAUGAAGAGAUAUUCCAGAAUGCCAGAAAACGAGUAAUUGGCACCUUCCAGCGUAUCCUGUUUUACGAGUGGCUACCGGCCUUCAUUGGAGAAAAUGCGUCACCAUACCCAGGCUACAAGAAAUAUAUAGAUCCGAGCAUUUCACCUGAAUUCCAAGCUGCGGCUAUUCGAAUAAUGAACUCCUUGGUUCCUGCAGGUGUCUAUAUGAGGAACAGAACAUGCCACUUUCGACAGGUUAAGAAUGUUUAUAACAGAGAAGAUCCAGCACUUCGUGUCUGCAAUAACUUCUGGAGUCGAGAGAAUUCGAAUUUUAAGAAAGCAGAGGACAUAGAUGAGCUGAUACUGGGAAUGGCAUCGCAGCAAGCUGAAGAAGAAGACAAUAUUGUGGUGACAGACCUAAGAGACUUUAUGUAUGGACCUAUGAGGUUCACACGAUCAGAUGCAGUAGCCCUCGACAUCCAGCGGGGACGAGAUAAUGGUCUCCCAAGUUAUAACCAAGUACGGAUAGCUCUUGAUCUUGAGCCUGUUAAAAAUUGGACAGAAAUCAAUGCUGAGCUCUCCAGGGAGAAUCCAGAGCUCAUUGAGCAAUUAGCAGCACUAUACAAUAAUGACAUAUCCAAACUGGAGAUGUUUGUCGGAGGCAUGCUGGAGAACAGUGAGAAGCCUUCACGACUCUUCACUGCCAUCAUCAGAAAGCAGUUUGAGAACUUACGGGAUGCAGACAGAUUUUGGUUUGAAAACACCAAGAAUGGCAUUUUUACAGAAACGGAGCUUGAUACCAUUUGGAACACAACAUUUAGAGAUGUUUUGGUGGCAACAACAAUUGCAGAGCGUGAGGAUAUUCAGAAUAACGUAUUCUACUUGAGGGAAGGUGACCCAUGUAUUCAACCAAAGCAGAUUAAUGCCAGUGAUAUGGAACCGUGUGUUAAAGUCAGCACCCUGCAUUACUUCCAAGGCAGUGGAGCAGGUUUUGGAAUACUCAUUGUGGCUCUUUGCUGUUUCCCACUAGCGGCCCUGCUUUUAGCUUUCACUAUAUCUCUUGAUCGAAGGAGAGAAAAGAAAAGAUUACAGAACAAGAGACGUUCUGUAAAGAAACAGGCCUCUUCAGGAGAUAAAAUCCAAGCCAGAGAAUGGCAAGGGCCCAAGGAUACACCGCGGUAUGUCAGCGUUGUCUUGGACUCCAACAAGUGCAUUAAGGUCAUGGACAGUAAACGUUCUGUGAUCCGAAACAUCAAGCUUAGCCAGGACCACUUCGAUAUUAUUCAAUCCACCAAUAAUGAACAAAAGACCUUGUUGCUGAAGAUCCCCAAGGAAUAUGAUCUGGUUCUGAUGUUUAAUGAUGAAGAUGAACGUGACAUAUUUGUGGAAGAUUUUAAAAAUUACCUUAAUAGUCAUGGCAUACCUCUGCUGGUGCAUGAAGUGAAAGAACGAACUCUGUUGAAGGAAGCUGUGACAAAGGAACAACGGAUAAAGAUCUUAGAUACGUUCUUCCGUCGUGUUUUUGCCCAGGUUCUGGAGAUUGAUGGGUCUGAUGCCGGAAACUUUGAUUAUGAAAUCUCCAAGAAAGCAAAAGAGUCUCUGACCUGUGAGCUGACGAAGACAGAAUUUGCAGAGGCACUGGGAGUAAAGGAGGACAGCAUGUUUGUAGAGCAGAUGUUUAGCCUGGCAGACAAAGAUGGAAAUGGCUACCUCUCUUUCCGGGAGUUCCUGGAUAUCUUUGUUAUUCUGAUGAAAGGUUCUCCGGAAGCAAAAUCUAAGCUCAUGUUUGCAAUGUACGAUGUUGAUGGAAAUGGUUCCAUGUCAAAAGAGGAGUUCUCACAACUACUUAGAUCCUUCAUUGAGAUCUCUAACAACUGCUUGACAAAGGAUCAAAUACAAGAGGUGAUAGAGUCAAUGUUCAAAGAUGCUGGAUUUGAAGAUAAGGAGGAGUUAAUGUGGGAGGACUUCCAUUAUUUGUUUCGAGAUCAUUACAGCGAAUUGGAGUUGGCUCACAUCCCUGUGAAAGGUGUUGAAGGGCAGAAACGUGACCAAUCCACUCGGGUUUCCUUCAUAAUGAGGAAAAAGCAAAGAAACACGGCAGAACCCACCGAAGGCAAACAGGUGGAGACCAACCACCAGGAGGAAAUGAAUGCCCCAAGCCACGAGGGCAUUGUAAUGGACCUGCGGAAACGGUUUCGCAAAAAAUCUUCCCAACCACCUAACAGAGUCUUUGCAGAGGCCAAACGGGAGAAGUAUACCAAGAACAAAUUUCAACAGAUAAUUAAUGAAUGUAUUCAGUAUGUUCAGAACCAUCAACGCCAGAUUUUUUGUGUCAUAAUCUUCUACGGUAUUACAGCCGGUGUCUUUGUUGAGCGUGCCUAUUACUAUGCUGUUUUAAGGGAGCACUCUGGAGUACCUCAAACCACAAGGGCUGGCCUCAUCAUUGCCCGUGGAUCAGCAGCUGCAGUCUCCUUCAUGUACUCGUACCUCCUGCUUACUAUGUGCCGCAAUCUCAUCACGGUGCUGCGUGAAACCUUCCUCAACCGCUACAUUCCCUUUGAUUCAGCCGUUGACUUUCAUCGUUGGGUUGCAAUGUCUGCUAUCAUCUUCUCAAUACUCCACAGUGCAGCUCAUGCGGUUAAUAUCUACUCAUUUUCUGCUAACCCACUCAGUGUUCUUGCCUGCCUCUUCCCUGAAGUAAUUUAUGAUGAUGGAUCUGAAGUGCCCCUGAAAUAUUACUGGUGGUUCUUUCAGAACAUUACAGGAAUGACUGGGGUUCUUCUUCUUUUCUUCUUUUCUUUUCUACACAUCUUUGCCUUGCAUUAUUUCCGACGCAGUAGCUUUCGAGCAUUCUGGGUGUCACACCAUCUCUAUAUUGCAAUAUACAUCUUGAUCAUCUUACAUGGUAGUGCUGCUUUGCUUCAGCCUCAGAGAUUCCACAUCUACUUUAUCGUUCCCACUCUGUUCUUUGUUGGGGACAAAUUUGUCAGCUACAGCAGGAAGAAAAUUGAGAUAGCUGUUGUGAAAGCACAGCUUCUGCCUUCAGGUGUUACUAACCUUGAAUUUAAACGACCCAGAGAUUUUGACUACAUGUCUGGUCAGUGGGUACGUAUUGCAAGUCUUGUCUUGGGAACGAAUGAGUACCAUCCCUUCACCCUGACUUCAGCUCCUCAUGAAGACACCCUUAGCCUUCACAUCCGGGCUGUUGGACCAUGGACAAUGCGCUUACGGGAAAUAUACUCUGCUGAAAAUUUAGCAAGUAUUGGUUAUUACCCAAAGAUCUAUCUGGACGGCCCAUUCGGGGAGGGCCACCAAGAAUGGAACAAGUUCGAAGUGUCAGUUUUGGUAGGAGGUGGGAUUGGUGUGACGCCUUUUGCAUCUAUCCUCAAAGAUCUUGUCCACAAGUCAACAAUCAAGGGCAAAAUAUCAUGUAAAAAGAUCUACUUUAUCUGGGUGACUCGAACGCAGAGGCAAUUUGAAUGGUUGGAGGACAUCAUCCGUGAAGUUGAAGAGACAGACAAAAAUUCCCUGGUAUCUGUCCAUAUCUACAUCACUCAGCUAGCAGAGAAGUUUGACCUGCGGACCACCAUGCUUUACAUUUGCGAGCGCCACUUUCAGAAAGUGUCAAACCGUAGCUUGUUCACUGGACUUCAAUCCAUCACACAUUUUGGACGUCCUCAAUUUGUCCCUUUCUUCUCUUCACUUGUGGAUGUGCAUUCUGAGGUUACCAAGGUUGGAGUGUUUAGCUGUGGACCUCCUGGAAUGACCAAAAAUGUAGAAAAAGCCUGCAAGGAUAUGAACAAGCGGCAUAAAAUGCAAUUUCAUCAUCACUACGAGAACUUCUAGCUUUGCAGAUCUUCUACAAGAACUUCUGAAAAAUUCAGCUUUAUAAAUCUUCCUUAAAGUGAAGGAAUACUUUGUAUAGAUUGGAUAUGUUGUUUCUUUCACUCACCUUGUGGUAGUUUAUACUGACUGUUCCUAAUCUCGCACUGGGAUCUAUAAAUCUGACUUUUAUGAAAAAAUAUUUUUCAAUUGUUAAGCAUAUAUACAAAUAAAUGUUAUGUCAAUUGAUUUGUUAAUCCAUUUGUGAGACGUUGUCCGAUGAAUUGUGAAUAGUUAAACAGGAUUUCGAAUUAGAUUUA
Hypanus sabinus (Atlantic stingray) is the source of this 5072-nucleotide messenger RNA. RefSeq names its product dual oxidase 2-like. Gene Ontology annotation, molecular function: heme binding; calcium ion binding; superoxide-generating NAD(P)H oxidase activity. The transcript is spliced from 34 exons. NCBI's taxonomy places the organism in Eukaryota, Metazoa, Chordata, Chondrichthyes, Myliobatiformes, Dasyatidae. Bases 127 to 4776 code for a protein of 1549 amino acids. Gene Ontology annotation, cellular component: plasma membrane; NADPH oxidase complex. The record is from RefSeq and is a predicted model, not a curated record. Gene Ontology annotation, biological process: response to oxidative stress; superoxide anion generation; defense response.